CUCCUACUCCUCCUCCUCUUUCACUCCUUUCACUUUCAUUUACAAGGAAGAGCCAGUGUCGGGGGAAGGAAGAAGAGAGACAAAAUGGCAGGCGGCGAAGAGCCCAUGGAUUAUGAGAACUCUAAUUAUUCAUCCUUUCUUGACCAUCAGAGCACCACUGAUACAAACGACAUAAACCCACAAAGUCCAAUCCUUCGUGGUGCUCAGGUUGGGAUGACUUCACCACAUGAUGACGGUGAAGUUUUUCUUACUCUGUCAUUCAAGUGGUUAGAGCCUGAUCGACCACAGAAAAUAAAAAAGGAGCUAGAGCGACUGCUUCAGAGUUGGUUCAACAAUAACAUAACUUCUGUGAACUGUGAAGUUAAGAAGACUGUAGGACACACAAGGGCUUUGAUAAAGCUUCAACCCGUUCCAGGCCUGAGUGUGCUUCAAAAGCUGAUUGGACAGACACUGAAAGACAAGAAAGACAACAACAAUAAGGUCACCAUAAUGUCUCUUAGUCUGACUUCACUUGAUCAGGACACACAAAUACCCGAGGAUGCUUCAGUUAAUCUCCGCUCUUCAAGUCCACAGCCACAAGCUGAGGCCGUACAACAGGCAGAAUGCAGUAGUGCAGUUUCGACAGCACAAGAAGACAAGACACAUUCUUGUCUUAUCGCAGUGAGUCAAUUCCUGUACGUGAACCAAAUCUACGAGGAGGAACUUGAACAUAUACAAAAAAAUAACAGAGUUAAAAUGAGAACAGAGGUGAAGGUGACAUUUCACGAAGACCAGACAGAUGGAAGCCCACAGAAAGCUGAGGCUGAGUUCACAAACCUUGUCCAGAAAUGCUUACCUGAUUGCAAUGGCUCCGUUGUUCCUCUCAAGUUCAUAGAUCAAGAUAACUGGAGUGAUGCACUGAACAUCAUCCAGAAAAACAAGAACAGGCUUUUGCUUACUCUGUCGCCUGAAGUACUUACUGUAUGUGGACCCAGCCAGUAUCGAGAUGCUGUUUGCAAGCUCUUAAAUGCAACACAGAAUACAAAUGCAAAUGCGUCUCUUAAAGAGUUUCAAGGCUUGUCUCAAGAGACAUUCCAGAAGAUACAUAUGACCAUCAAAGACCCUCUCGUCAAUGAUGGACUAACCAUGGAGGAGAGCUGCUGGAAGCACAUGAAUACUGCUUUUACUGAGCAACUACACAAGAUUAAGUCCAAGUUUGAUGUGGACUUGAAAACAUCAGUCAUCGGUCAAGGCAAAGUUGAUGUUAAAGCUUGCUACAAAAGAGCCGGAGGAAACAAUUCCAUGGAGAGUCACGCUAUCAGAGCUCUUCUCCGUCUGUACCAGAAGAUUUCCACCUCACCCAUGGGUUUCAACUCACACCAAAUUUCCACAGGGUUCAAUGGGUCACUGGGGAAGCUGGGCAGUGACUAUCAGGCAGACAGGCCUCAGUCAGAAUACAGUAGUGACAGUGCUGAAGUACGCAUGGCAGGGGGAGCAACAGCAGCAGACAAAGACGAAUGCUGUCCAAUAUGUAUGGAUAUGUUUACCAAUAAGAAACAGCUGAAGUGCAAACAUGAAUUCUGUGAAGAAUGCCUGCAAAGGUCUGAGAAGUCACUGGGGCCCACCUGUCCUGUAUGCAAAGACGUCUAUGGUGUGAUCAAGGGUGACCAGCCAGAUGGAACAAUGACAACAAAGAUUUAUUCCACUUCCCUCCCUGGAUUCCCAGACUGUGGUACUAUAGUUAUCACUUACGACAUCCAUGGUGGAAAGCAGACGGAAAAACAUCCCAAACCUGGACAUUUCUAUUCAGGUAUCACUAGACAAGCAUAUCUGCCAGACAACAAAGAAGGAAAAGAAGUGCUGCAGCUGUUGAGAAGAGCUUUUGAGCAAAGGCUCAUUUUCACUGUUGGUACAUCCAGAACUACUGGGAUGGAUGAUCAGGUGACCUGGAACGACAUUCAUCACAAGACAUCGAUGGUGGGAGGACCACAAGGGUUUGGAUAUCCUGACCCCGACUACCUGAGCAGAGUGAAGGAUGAGCUGAAGGCCAAAGGCAUCAAGUGAAAACUUAGACUAGAUGAAUAAUACAGCCUAAACGGAAAAGAAAUGAUCGUGUAAAACAGGCUUUACUUUUUUUCCCUCUAGUGUUUCAAAGUAUACUCUAUAAGCAUACUGUUAUUUCUUUAAUGAAGUAUAUGGAAGCAUUUUUGUUGAUUAGCAGAUCAAAUAAUGUCUACAGCACAUUACUCAAUAUAUGCUUAAAAUAAUACUGACUUAAUGGAAUGGAGACUGAAGCAACAGAUAACGCAACAGACCCAUGCAGAUCGUUCCCUUCCUUACAUGUAAUCAUGCAUCCUCUGAUUCUCUUGUUUCCUUUUAAGUUUGCAUAGAGCUCGUGGCUAUAUAGAUAAUGGGUAUGUGGAAAAGUCUAAAUUUAAGUUUCAUUCAUUAAUUUUUUUGUCAUUUGUUUUGGACUCUCAAAAGAACAUAAUAUGUACUGCAUAUGUAAUUGCAUCACCUGCAAAUGUAGUAGUUCAUAUUUGUGCAUUUAACAAUUUCAGCAUGAUCGCUAUAAUAAAACCUUGACUGUGA
This is a messenger RNA of Mugil cephalus (flathead mullet), 2571 nucleotides long. RefSeq lists its product as uncharacterized. The record is from RefSeq and is a predicted model, not a curated record. NCBI's taxonomy places the organism in Eukaryota, Metazoa, Chordata, Actinopteri, Mugiliformes, Mugilidae. Gene Ontology annotation, biological process: protein ubiquitination; Notch signaling pathway. The transcript is spliced from 9 exons. Bases 85 to 2043 code for a protein of 652 amino acids. Gene Ontology annotation, molecular function: metal ion binding.